Messenger RNA from Tachysurus fulvidraco (yellow catfish), 2569 nucleotides. RefSeq names its product 4-galactosyl-N-acetylglucosaminide 3-alpha-L-fucosyltransferase 9-like. The record is from RefSeq and is a predicted model, not a curated record. Gene Ontology annotation, cellular component: membrane. Gene Ontology annotation, molecular function: alpha-(1->3)-fucosyltransferase activity. Bases 158 to 1267 code for a protein of 369 amino acids. The transcript has 3 exons. Lineage: Eukaryota; Metazoa; Chordata; Actinopteri; Siluriformes; Bagridae.
AAGAGUUGCAGAAGGCCAGAAAUCAGAAACCUCCUGAACUUCAUAGAGCUACCAUCGACUACGACCUAGAAAAGUAUUAGAACCAUCCAUCAGACCAUUGGUGCACCAUUAUCUCUUCCCUUGAAACUUGGUACACUUCUACAACCAGUGGCCUGGGAUGAUGAUAUCUAUGCCAAAAUUACAACAGUUUUGCCUGAUAGUCACUUGGUGGCUUGUGGGACUCUUAUCUUGCUUGGUGUUUAUUCAGUAUUCCUCACAUACAUGUGCACCGGAACUCAUUCCUUAUCAUCGAUCUUACAAUAAUGUAAACACCCUUAAACCCGUUAACACUCCAGGUCAACAGGAGGAAAAACCCAUUCUGCUGCUGUGGAUGUGGCCUAUGGACAAGCGGUGGGACUUUAAAGACUGUAAAGCCAUGUACAACAUUGACGGCUGCCAUUUGACCGAUGAUAGAAACCUUUAUAACCAAUCAGACGCAGUCCUCGUUUUCCACAAAGGUAUCAAAUGGGACCUGUCCAACCUUCCGCCGUCUCCUCGGCCUCCGUUUCAAAAAUGGAUCUGGCUUCACGUCGAAUCGCCGACCAACACGGAGAGGAUUCCCGGUUUGGAGAAGCUUUUCAACCUCACACUGAGCUACAGACAGGAUGCCGACAUUUCUGUGAGGUAUGACCUCACGGUCAACAAGAAGCCAAACAAUGACUUUGUGAUCCCAAAGAAGGACAAGCUCCUGUGUUGGUUCGUGUCCAACAUGGCCACCAUUACUGGAGUAGGGACCAGGCUGAAGUACUACAAUGAGUUAAAGAACCACAUCAAUGUGACUAUUUUUGGAGGAAUGGUUGGCAAACGCUUGAAAGAUGAAGACUACUACUCCACGAUGGCUAGCUGUAAGUUCUACCUCUCUUUUGAGAACUCCAUCCACAUAGACUACAUCACGGAGAAAAUAAAUGGUCCUCUUUCAGCUGGGACAGUUCCAGUCGUCUUGGGGCCACCGAGAGAAAAUUACGAGCAGUUUACUCCGAGUAAUGCCUUCAUUCACAUCAACGACUUCCCUGAUGCUGCAUCACUGGCUAAAUAUCUGCUUCAGCUGGACAAAGAUGAUGAAGCGUACAAGCGCUAUUUUGACUGGAGAAAACACAUAACAGCGACACCGCAUCUAAUCUUUCCUUAUCAAGAGUUCAUCAUAUACAUCUGUCAUGCCUGUGAAUAUAUUGGAAGGUACAAAGACUAUAGAGCUGCAAAAGACCUCUACAAGUGGUGGUUUUCAUAAAGAGGAACUUGUAAACUUUUUAUCACUCUAAAUUUUAGGGACUGGGCUUAGGUUUCUUUAUAAACUGGUUUAUUCCCGAUAACAUGCACAAAAUAAUUCCUGAUAACGUAUAUCCUCAUGGUAGCAAGCGAGUGACUAUUCAUUACAAUAGAAAUAAAACAUAAAUGUCAUUACUGUGUGCAUUAAGUGAAAAAAUGUUACAGAAUUCUUCAUUAUAGACUAUUUAUUUUUUAGGUUUUAAAACACAGUUUAAACUAAUGCUAUUCAUUAAUACAUAUGAUGGUGAGUAAAAAAAAUAAAUAAAAAUUCAUUUCUAUUGCACAUUUAUGAUUUUUUUUCAUAUUACAGAAUUAUUAUAAAAAUUAUUAUAAAAACAACCUACACAUAACAAGGCUUUUUACAUUUUACAUUUUUUAUUUCCAAAAUAAUUUUUAGACUUUUUUUUACUUAAUGCACUUGAUGACAUUUUUAUUUAUUCGUAUUUUCUAAAUGUAAAAAUCAUUAUUCAUAGAUAUUACAAUGACUUAAUAAUUAUGCAUUAUUUUAAACAUGAAGAUGCUGAUGAUUUCCAUUUGUAGCACUGCACAAAUGAUCACAUCUCAAAUAAGACAAAGUCGGUCUACACCGAGGUGGUGGAAUAUAACUUAAAAUAACUCUGAAGAGCGGACUUACUGACUGGCCCCUCUGUGAAAUUUUUUUAAUUAUAUGUUAUUUUUUCCUGAUUGUUUGAAAAAAACAAAGAAAGAAAAAAUGGUUCGAAGAGAGUUUUAGACUUCUGGUAUCCUUUGAGUGUGCUGGUUGUACUGAUGUAUUCGCUAAAAGUGACGUCAAAGCACUUUUAUAUGUCACUCUGGACGAGUGCAUUUGCCAAUCGGUGUAAAGCUAUAUAAAAAUUCAGAUCUUUAUCAGCAGAAAAAUGCACAGAACAUUAAGUGAUUUGAUUUGGAUAUGGUUUAUUUGAUUUGUCGGCUCAAGUGGCUAAUAAGAUAAACCCUGCUCAUAACCCUAUAACUACGUUACGAUACUCCUGAAAAUCCAUGGAGCAAUACCCGAGAACCUGCAGGAUGUCUGAUUGUGCGAGAGAACAAUUGAAAGGAAAUAUAACAAUGCCUGCAGUAGAAUGAAGGAUAAUGUUUAUUAUCUGACAUGUUGCGGUUGGAACUUUCCUGUUCUUCUUGUUUAUUUUUUUUGGUAAAUACUGAACAUGAUUGACAACUAAAAUGUUUUGUUGUGUUUGUACGUAAAGAUUUAAGUAUAAAAGUCUUGUUUGUUCAAGUCAGUUUAAACAAUAGAAAUUUUGCC